Messenger RNA from Kluyveromyces marxianus DMKU3-1042, 1500 nucleotides. It is a transcript of the gene MMT2, whose product is annotated as Mmt2p. Gene Ontology annotation, cellular component: membrane. NCBI's taxonomy places the organism in Eukaryota, Fungi, Ascomycota, Saccharomycetes, Saccharomycetales, Saccharomycetaceae. Gene Ontology annotation, biological process: monoatomic cation transport; transmembrane transport. The transcript has a single exon. The record is from RefSeq and is a predicted model, not a curated record. Gene Ontology annotation, molecular function: monoatomic cation transmembrane transporter activity. The coding region runs from base 1 to 1500 and encodes 499 amino acids.
AUGUCAAUACUGUACGGACGGCAAAUCCACACCGUACCUCGGGUUUUAUCUGGUGUAGUAAAGAGCAAUGUUCCAUUGACAUUGAGUUCUUCUUUCCAUUCCUUUAGUAUUCUAAGGGCGAAAGAGGCGCCACCACCAAGCGAGGCUGAAAAGAGCGCAGCUGAGAUAAGGGAAGAACUAGAGAAAAACCCACAAUAUGCUAAACUUGCCGAAGAUUUCUCAAGUCAUGAUCACAUUCAUUUGCAAGAAUCUGAAACCGAACAGAAUGACUCUUUUACAUUGGGCACUAUGCUAACCAGAACUCCACAACACGCAAACCAUACUCAUUCCCAUGGUUUGGGUAACCCAAUGCUAGUUUUAAGCAAAGAACAAUUCAAGACUAACCCCGGUGUUCGAAUCACUUGGAUUGGGUUACUGACUAAUGUAGGGUUGGCUGUUGGUAAAUUUACAGGUGGUGUUGUCUUCCAUUCUCAAGCAUUAAUUGCAGACUCCGUGCAUGCUUUAAGUGACUUGGUUUCAGAUUUCUUAACCUUGUUUUCUGUGGGAUUAGCUACAAGAACUCCGACCCACGAUUAUCCUUACGGUUAUGGUAAAAUAGAAACUGUUGGUUCUUUGGCUGUCUCUUCCAUUUUGACUAUGGCUGGUUUGUCUAUUGGUUGGUCUUCUUUGUGCGCUAUUGUUGGGCCAAUUAUACCACACACUCUCUUGGAAGUAUUCGCUUCUCACUCUCAUUCACAUUCACACGUACAUGCGGUCACCGAUAUCAAUGCAGCUUGGAUAGCUGCGGGUUCCAUUGUCCUAAAGGAAUGGAUUUACAGGGCUACAAAGAAAGUCGCUGUCGAAACUAAAUCUAAUGUACUAAUGGCAAACGCAUGGCACCAUCGUGUUGAUUCCUUAACAUCUUUAGUGGCACUAGUUACUAUCUCAUCCGGUUACUUGUUCAACAUCCAUGCUUUAGAUGCAGUUGGUGGUUUGAUUGUUUCAGGUCUUGUUGUGAAAGCUGGUGCAGACGGUAUGGUCACUGCUAUCAAAGAAUUGAUUGACAAAUCAGUACCAAAAACCGACCCACGUUACAUUCAAGUUCAAAGUGUAACUGAUGAAGUGUUGUCAAAAUUAAUUUCAAACAACAACGCAAAGAAGCCAUACCGUAUUGUGGACUUGACUGUAAUGACUAGCGGUCCAAAUAUGCACGCAAACUUGGUACUUGAAGCACCACUACAAAGAUGGGACAAUGUGCUAACAAUCAAGGAAUUUGAGAUAGUAACUGAUCACCUACGUUCUGUGCUCUACAAGAAUAUUCCAGCCUUGAGAAGACUAAACGUGGAAUAUGUUGAAGAGAGACCUGAGCUAAGUGAAGAAGAAAAAUUAGAAUUAGAGAAGCAGAAGAAGUUGGGCUCUGCUGAUAUUCCAAAGACUGAAACCCAAGUCACUGAUUCCCAUUCUCAUGGCCAUUCUCACUCUCACUUCGGUCUAGGUGGUGGUCAUUCACAUAAACAUUAA